AUGGCCGUGGUGGAUGACUACGAUGCCCAGGCCGCCGCUGAGAAGAAGCGAGCACGAUCCUUCCGAAAGUUCUCCUACCGUGGAGUGGAGCUGGACUCGCUGCUCGACAUGAGCAACGAGGACUUCAUGAAGAUUGUCCACGCCCGUGUUCGAAGGAGGUUCCAGCGUGGUCUCAAGCGUAAGCCAAUGGGUCUCAUCAAGAAGCUCCGCAAGGCUAAGGCUGAGGCUCCCCCCAACGAGAAGCCCGCACCCGUCAAGACCCACCUGCGUGACAUGGUCGUUGUGCCCGAGAUGAUCGGCUCGGUCAUUUCCAUUUACAACGGAAAGGUCUUCAACACCGUCGAGAUCAGGCCCGAGAUGACCGGCCACUACCUCGCCGAGUUCUCCAUGUCCUACAUUCCCACCCGACACGGAAAGCCAGGACUGGGUUCCACCAACAGCUCCCGCUUCAUCCCCCUCAAGUAA
This is a messenger RNA of Microstroma glucosiphilum, 465 nucleotides long. RefSeq names its product putative ribosomal protein S12, cytosolic. NCBI's taxonomy places the organism in Eukaryota, Fungi, Basidiomycota, Exobasidiomycetes, Microstromatales, Microstromataceae. Gene Ontology annotation, cellular component: ribosome; cytosolic small ribosomal subunit. The record is from RefSeq and is a predicted model, not a curated record. Bases 1 to 465 code for a protein of 154 amino acids. Gene Ontology annotation, biological process: ribosomal small subunit assembly; translation. Gene Ontology annotation, molecular function: structural constituent of ribosome. The transcript is spliced from 3 exons.